AAACGCGACCAACCAUUUCGGGAGCGGCAGGAAGUAAAAUACCACCGAGUUUUGGUUUUACCUCUGCCAAUAAAUUCAUCACAGUCCAAUCACCCUUUUACCGUGGAUAUCAUUGAUUUUACUUUCCAUUUUUCAUCUUUUCUCUUCGUGCUUCGUGGUUGCAGUUAAACGGGCAAUACGAUGCGUCUGGUUUGACGUGUACGAUGAAAUUGACGCCAUGCGAGGGCAAAUCGUUCAAAAUAAUGAGAUAGGCCGGUCAUGAACGUCGACGAACGCAAUGAGAAACAUAUUUUGAUGGUGGUGCGCGAAUUCGAAACUAGUGACACGAAGAAGAGCCAUCCUACGAACGGCGAGAUUAGCAGCGAGUCUGAUUCCAGCAGCGAAGCGCGCUCUUGUAAAACUGUGUACAGAAAUCGAUGCAAGAAGAUCGUCAUAUCCGAUACCUCGUCCACCAUUCUUCCGUUCACCGAAUUUGCGAAAAAUAAUCGCGAAACCAGCACGAUCCAUAAGAAUCUUGCCGAUAGAAAAGAUGACAAGGGUAACCUGUCGUUCGGAGAUACAGACGCAGAGUCGCGGAAAGACAUCGUUGAUGGAAUUUCCUCGAAAGCGAAGAGAAAGAGAAAGCGAAGAUGUUUGACGAUAUGCACGAGCAAUUGUAAAUACGAGGUUGUCAGACGAGUGGCGACUCGUUUCGGAAUGAAAGAGGUCACCGAAGAUAGCAGUUGGAACUUGUACUGGACCGACUUGAGCGUGAGCGUCGAACGAGCGAAAGACAUGAAGAGAUACCAAAAGGUGAAUCACUUCCCUGGAAUGACAGAGAUCUGUAGAAAGGAUCUGCUCGCUAGGAAUUUGAAUCGUAUGCUCAAGUUAUUCCCAAAGGACUAUAAUUUCUUUCCAAAAACCUGGUGUUUUCCAGCAGACCACGGAGAAGCGAUGGCGUACGCGAAGCUGAGACGAUCUAAAACCUUCAUCAUCAAACCAGACACAGGGUGUCAAGGUCGUGGGAUUUAUUUGACGAAAAAUCUGAAGGAGGUGAAACCAACCGAACGUAUGAUCUGUCAAGUUUACGUGGCCAGGCCUUUUCUGGUGGACGGCUACAAAUUCGAUCUUCGUAUCUAUACGCUGAUUACCUCCUGCGAUCCUCUUAGGAUUUACGUGUACAACGAUGGCUUAGCCAGAUUUGCGACGAGCAGAUACAAAGAACCGACCGGUCACAACACAUCCAACGUGUUCAUGCAUUUGACCAACUAUGCUGUUAACAAGCACAGUCGAAUGUACGUGAUCGACGAUGAGAUUGGUAGCAAAAGGAAAAUAUCGACUCUGAACAAGUGGCUGAAAUUGAAGGACGUAAACGUGGAUGAUCUAUGGCGCAAAAUCGACGAGAUCAUAAUAAAAACGAUCCUAGCAGCUUACCCUAUCCUUAAGCACAGCUAUCACACGUGUUUCCCUACGCACGAUAAAACGUACGCGUGUUUCGAGUUGCUAGGCUUCGACGUGUUGCUCGAUUGGAAACUGAAGCCGUAUCUUUUAGAGGUUAAUCAUUCGCCGAGUUUUCACACGGAUGCGCAAAUCGACAAAGACAUAAAGGAGGGACUGCUGACGGACACCUUCGAGAUGUUGAACUUGAAUCAAUGCGACAAGAAAAAGAUCAUCGAGGAGGAUAGGAAACGCGUCAGGGACAGAUUGCUUCAAGGAAUAAAUUCCAAAGAUGGCUGUACGAACGAUUCGACGAUCGGCACGAUGAAAUCAGAUAAACCGGAAGAUGAUCAGCACCAAAAGCAAUUCAAAUGGGAAGACGAUCACAUGGGCAAUUUCCGUAGAAUCUAUCCGUGUUCUGACACUGAAAAGUAUCAACCGUUCUACAAGCAAACUGGCAUUUCCGUAUAUCAAGAUACGAUCGCGUCAAGGGCACGAGAAGAGGCAUCGAGAAUUCAAAAGGAAGAAAACGAGAUGAAAAUCAAAGAACAAGAGACUAAAAGGAUCAAUGGAAAAUGGAGCGAUUCGAAACUGCACGCGGAGAGUCCAGACGCCCCAAAGAAAUUGGCCAUUAUGAACGAUCAAGAAAGAAGUAAAUCCGCGUUACCGUCGAAAAGACAUACAGCCCAGAUGAACGUGAGGAAGCAAACUCAUUCAUCCACGAAUACCUCGCGCUCCUUCGAGCCAGAGAUCAUCUGCGAAUCGGAGGAAAGGGAACGAGUCACCUCGUUGGCUCAACGUGACUUCUUGAUCAAGAGUUACGGCAUGUUGGAACAGAUUUACAUGGCGAUGAAGAAGAACGGGACAUUGCGUGCCGUAGACGAGAAGAAGUACGGAUUGUACGGGAGACUUGGUUACAUGGACAACUCGAACAAAAACGUCAACUGUUGUAGACACAAGUGUCAACUACACCAUCAUCCUGGGCUAGAUGCGAAAUACGAACCGUGGUCGAAUCAUUCGUCGCAGUAUUGCCUGAAAGCAAAUUUCGAAGUAACGUGUAACGAGGCGCCUGUUUACGUUCGACCAAAGAUACCGCAGAAAUUUUGGCUAGAAGAUUUGAAUUCGAAUGAUCGAGGCGGUCGAAUCACGAAAGCACACGUGGCUCGCACUUUGUCGAACAUUGUGCGUUUACAUACGCUCGAGAAACGUGAAGAACUUAAUUCGUUCAAAUCGUAGCGAAUAACGAAUACCCCUUUAUUGAAAAAAAAAAAAGAAAAACUAAUUUAGUAAUAAGUUUGAAAAUUAUUGUAACGUUUGUAAUUAAUCAUUGUUCCCUGAAACAAUAGCUUUUGACUGCACAAUUCAAUUACCUAGAAUUUUUUUUAAAAUAAAUAUUAGGCGGAGACUUUUUUUUGAUAUGUUACAUUGUAAUUAAUAAACUAUUACGAUCGAAAUUUUUGAGACAAAGAUUCUAUAACGCGAUGGGAGGUCUCUUAAGCGUAUAUCAUGAAAGGAUAAAUUAGUAAAAAUUCUAAUGAAUGGAUACAAGAACGAUAUAAAAAUCAACAUGGUAUGGAUUUGUUAUUUCAAGUGCCAUAUAAAUAUGUACAAUGAGUGAACACGUACACGUUGCAGAAAAACGAGGAUAUCUUCGCACGCAUUGUAUCGUGUAUCGAAAUAAUGACAUACGUACGUUGAUUUCUAGUAUAUGUAUAACAAUUUAUAUCCUUGACCAUACAUACCACGCGUAUAAUGUGUAUGCACGUAUGUAUGUCAGUAUUUACAUGACAAAAAAUAAUCUAUGAACAAUUUAUACUUCUCACAUAAUACGUGAAAAUUUCUUUUUUUACUAGCACGCGACAUUCUUUCAAUCUAUUAUAUUCUUCUCGAUUUCUUUCUGAUUAACCGGAUCGAUGUUUCAUUCAGAGAAACGUAACGCGUUGAAAAUCAGCUUAUUCAAUACACAAGCGUUAAAAUUAAUAAUGAAUAUUAUAUAUGUAUAUAUAUAUAAUAUUAGAAUAUAAUAAUGAAUUCAGUUAUCAAUAACAAAUAUUGAUCUCGUACAAAGUAAUAAUACAGUAAUGAGAAUAAUAGUAACUAACAUAAUACAUAUAAUAGUAAUGAAGGUGAUAAUAAUGAAAUCAAGCGUCGAUACCGCCCUCAAGUUUUCUUGAGUCCUCUGAUUUCGAUACAGUGGUUGUCCAGGGAGGAAAAAGGAAAUCUAACUUUACGGUUCACUUGCAAAUUCCUCUUUGCUGUUGCAUUGGUUCAGGCAAAACGAAAAAGGAAAAUAAAAUAGCACGACGCAUUCUCGAUUCGAUAAGACGAUACAAGAGAUUAUUUACAGAUAGUCUAGAACAAAAUAUCUACGUGUUGCAUCGUUUUUCAAAUAACUUAUAUACACAGAUAAGUUGAUAAACAGUUUGACCGCCAUGUUACGGUCUCACCAAGCAGUCAUUUUAUCUUCGAUAAACCUAAUCUGAAGUUACAAAUUGAAAUCGUAAGAUCGUUCUCCAUAAAAUAAUUAUGUAUGGGUGUCAUGGCAGUCAAAGCGUUAAGAAAGAAACAAAAAGAAACAGCUUUGGACAAUUGUAAUUUCGAGAGAGAACGUUUCGUUCCUCGACGACAAAUGGCUGAAAGAAAAUGAAGAUAAAGUGACGAAAUUCAAAGGUAACACAAUGAGACAAAAACGAUUCAGACACAUAUGAAAUGCAUUUGCUUCGAACAAAUUGUACAGGGAUUAAGCUACCGGUUAAAAAAGAAACGUAAUCGAAGAAACUGUUGCUACUCGAUGAAUGCAAGAACGAGACAUUACAACGUAUCAUUUUAGGCGUGCGUCAUGAUUCCGUUGAUCGCAUAACAGUUUUUGUUCGUAAACAAUAAAACUUAUAUAAGUUAUCUCUGAAAAAUAGACGCUACUAGUAGUUUACUUAAAAUUACGAUUCGUUCGUUUGUACUAGAAAAACGAUUAUCCUUAAUCAUCCGAGUCUCUUAGCAAUCGUCUAUAGUUGCGCAUCCUUUUUCCAUCCCGUUGAGCCGAGCAUACAUCUUUCAUUUCGUUAUUCGCUUAAUCCCCUGCAUUCCCGUUAAUAGAAUUUUCUGUAAUAGAGAGAAAGAGAGUGAGAGUGAGAGAGAAAAAACAAAAAAAAAAGCAACGUUAACGAUCUCCAGUGUGUGAUACACCCCCCUCCCCCCUCCAUUCAUCCUUCAUGUGACAAUGACAAAAUA
Messenger RNA from Osmia bicornis bicornis, 4644 nucleotides. RefSeq names its product tubulin polyglutamylase TTLL13P (gene TTLL6B). Gene Ontology annotation, cellular component: cilium. Bases 259 to 2652 code for a protein of 797 amino acids. The transcript has 12 exons. NCBI's taxonomy places the organism in Eukaryota, Metazoa, Arthropoda, Insecta, Hymenoptera, Megachilidae. Gene Ontology annotation, biological process: microtubule cytoskeleton organization; protein polyglutamylation. The record is from RefSeq and is a predicted model, not a curated record. Gene Ontology annotation, molecular function: tubulin-glutamic acid ligase activity; tubulin binding.